Pistacia vera is the source of this 847-nucleotide messenger RNA. Its product is annotated as LEAF RUST 10 DISEASE-RESISTANCE LOCUS RECEPTOR-LIKE PROTEIN KINASE-like 1.3. Lineage: Eukaryota; Viridiplantae; Streptophyta; Magnoliopsida; Sapindales; Anacardiaceae. The coding region runs from base 32 to 847 and encodes 271 amino acids. The transcript has a single exon. Gene Ontology annotation, molecular function: polysaccharide binding. The record is from RefSeq and is a predicted model, not a curated record.
UCAUUCUCCCUAGACCUUGCUCCUACCAGAAAUGACGAGUUUCGAACUUUUCACCUCAUCGCCUAUUCUUUGUGCUCUAGGCUUUCUAAUCCUGGUUCUUGUCAAUGUUCAGUUAUCUUUAAGCACUCCUGAUAUGUCAGAAGUUUGUAAACUUCAAUUCAAGUGCGGGGACAUCACAGCUGGUUAUCCUUUCUGGGGAAACGAAGGCGGAACAUACGGUCGCCAACGGUUAUGUGGCCACGAGGAUCUGGAGCUUUAUUGUGAGAAUGAUACGACUAUCAUGUGGAUCAAUCGUGUAGAUUAUCGUGUUUUGAAUAUCAAUGAGUCAGCGCAAGUUCUAAAGAUUGCGAGACAGGACUACUUGAGCGGCUUCUGUCCACCUGAUGAAAAAUUGGUUGACACCACCAUUGACUCGACACUUUUUGAAUAUUCUCCCGGGUAUGAGAAUUUCACAUUACGUUAUGGUGUCCCUUCUGGUCAGAUAACUUGCUCCAUAGAGGAGAUGGAGAAGCACUUCAACUAUAUGGAUGGUUUAAUAUCAAAAGUAGAAUUUGGUCCUAUGAUUAGUUUCACUGUCAAUGUCAUGGUUCUUGAAACUUCACUUCAAGAAGCAAAACGAAGUCUGUCAGGUUUGGAAGAAGCCCUGAAACAAGGAUUUGAAGUGAAGUGGAAAGUGAGUGACAUGGAAUUCUGCUAUAAGUGCAUUCAAUCCGGUGGAAGUUGUGGUUAUCAUAAUAUCGGGAAUCAAACAAUUUGCAAUCGCCCAGAUCAACUUUUUCCCCACUUUCAAGAUCAAGGAGCAAGUGCCUCAAUUUUUAUGGUACUGUUAAUUACUAUACCAAAAUGA